Messenger RNA from Lingula anatina, 2406 nucleotides. RefSeq names its product serine/threonine-protein kinase mos. The record is from RefSeq and is a predicted model, not a curated record. NCBI's taxonomy places the organism in Eukaryota, Metazoa, Brachiopoda, Lingulata, Lingulida, Lingulidae. Gene Ontology annotation, molecular function: protein serine/threonine kinase activity; ATP binding. Gene Ontology annotation, biological process: protein phosphorylation.
CACAUGUCGACUCGCUCCGAGCUUGCCCAAUGCGGGACCUAUGCACUGCAUAUUAUAACUUAUGACCAGCGUAACGGCGUAGAUCAACGCAGCGUAUUUUGUGCAUGCCCAAAAAUAUCGGGCGUAUUGGAUCGUACUGUGCGAAUGUUAGAAUGCGAUUUAGAUGCACGUGGGGUGCGUAUUGGGCGAAAAGAAGUAUCAAUGCGCAACUGGUAAAGAAUUAUGAUACGCCGAAUCAAGGUGAGGUAAGGUGAACAGUUCUCAAAUGCGCUGGGCUGAAGACCCGUCCUCUGCUGGGCCCAAAUAUUCGGCCUGUUAUAAGUUGGAACUGAGAGCGAACGUACGUGGUUGAAUUGCGCGGCAGAUAAAAAUUAUCAAAAUGCCGGGAUGUCGAGUCGUCAAUUCUCCCUUGGCAAGAGCAAGUCCCAGGAGAGUUCUCGGCGCUAAAAUACAGUUGAAAGAUAUAAAAUUGGUGUCACUUGUAGGCAGCGGUGGGUUUGGUUCCGUUUUUAAGGGAACUUACAAAGGACAAAACGUAGCUGUCAAGAAGUUGCACACGUAUACCAAGAACCCAAAAGCACAGAAGGAAAGUUUCAAAGCAGAACUCCGGGUGCUUCGCCUGAGCCAUCCAAAUGUCGUGAAAACUUUUGCUUACGGAUACAAUGAAUAUGAAUCGGGUGAGGUCUCGGACAUCGGGUUCUUACUCAUGGAGUAUGCUGGAGACAGGAACCUGCAGCACAUAAUAGACUGUGAACGUGAACUUUUGGAUCCUCUCAGGCGUCUCAAAUAUGCCUUAGACAUUGUAUCAGCACUAGACUUUGCGCAUGGAAUCGGAAUUGUUCAUUUGGACAUAAAGCCAGCCAAUAUCAUCAUAAAUGGCGACGACACAUGUAAGGUGGGUGACUUUGGUUGCUGCCAGCAUCUUGUGGAGGGUACGGGUCAGGUCAGUCCGACACAGCGUUCAUACCUGACGGGAACAUUUGCCUACAGAGCACCAGAGUUACUUAAAGGGGAAGCCCCGACUGCCAAAGCAGAUGUCUAUUCUCUUGGGAUCACCCUUUGGCAGAUGCUGUCUAGAGAAUCGCCAUACUAUAAGCAGAAUCAGCAUGUUGUAAUAUUUGGCGUCGUGGCAUACAACCUCAGGCCAAAACUACCAACCAAGGAUGACUGCCCGUUUGACUUGUGUUACCAAGAUCUGUUUGUACAAUGUUGGGACGCGGAUAGAGCGAUUAGGCCUUCGGCCUCAGAAAUUAAGGAAGUACUGGAGAUUUGGCGGGAAUUUGCAUAAUGAUAUUAAAAACGAAAAAGACACGCUUUCAGAUCGCUAAGAGGCGAGACAAUCGAGUGUAUAUGCUUAUAAAUUAUUACAUAAGCAUUAUGCCUUUUUUAAUUUUUGAUUUGAUGUGGCCAUACAGAUAUAUAAAAGAACUUGUGUAAUUGCAUUUGGUGUUUUGUGAAUUGUAUAUGUGAAAUGUGUUAAUAUUUUUCUUCCUAUAUUUCCUCAAAAUGAUAUCGACUAGAACAAUGAAUGUAUACAUUUAUAUGUAUUUAUUUGUAAAUUUUCAUAAUUUGUAUAGAUUUAAUUUGAACUGUAUAUGUGUUAAUAUUCUCUUGUAAAUAUGUAUACACGAUUUUGUAAAAGUGGCAAAUAUCUAGCAUGCAGACUUCAAUGAGUUUGAAGUACCUGUACAUAUGUUGAUAUAUUUUCUAAGUUCAUUGGGUUUCAUUUGUUUCAAAUGUAUAGUGUAAGUAAGUCCUAUGGAGCGCUGUAAUAUAAACAUUUCAAUGGAAUCAGAUUCGUCACCAUCAAGGAAAAUAGUCAUUGACGAUUUGAUACCUUCGGCAAGACUGCUUAACUUCUUGCGGUGUCUGCAUAGCAUUUAGACUUUCUAAUAUGUAUAUAGUUCAUUUCGUGGAAGUAUAGGAAUGUUUUCAUCAACAUGUAGGACCUAUCAUAUUUGGUGUUUAUAUCUGUAUAUAAAAAAUUACUGUACAUUCAAAGACAAAUUGUACAUUAUAUUGUUUUGCACGGACAGUUUCAAUAUGUACAUAAGGGCAUUGUAGAUAGAUAUUUAUUGUUUGUAGAUAGUAUGUAUAAAAGAGUUAAGCCCUCACAGAAAAAAAAUUAAAUGAUAUAUAAGAGACAGGUAAAUUCCGUUUUGCUUAUUAAAGAAAUGUUUUAAAUAUUUUUUAUUUGCUAUACAUUUAAAAUUAGUUACGUCAUCAAAUGUUAAUUUUUUCUUCGUGUCAAGUCUAACAUUGCCAAAAUUGUUGGUUGUAUAGGCCCAGGGGUGUUCUGUGUUUUGAAAGUUUCUUAGUUGCCACUUUUCGCGUCUUUUGACUUACUGCAAUAACCAUCAUGAAAAUCGUUCAUAAUAAAACGUAGAUAUAUUUGAUAACAUUUUU